This is a messenger RNA of Durusdinium trenchii, 837 nucleotides long. Lineage: Eukaryota; Dinophyceae; Suessiales; Symbiodiniaceae. The record is from the annotation of a GenBank genome assembly.
GAGAAGCCGAAGUUGGCCUCGGAGAGCGAAGAAGAGGCCAAGGAAGCGUCCGAGGAGGCCGAAGCGAAAGAAGGCUCUGAUGAUGAGAAAGAAAAGGAUGCCUCCGAGAGCGCGAAGCCUGCAGCUGGAGACGAUUCUGAUAGUGAUGAAAAACCUGCAGAGCAGAAGGAAGACUCCGACAGUGAAGAGAAACCUGCGGAGCAGAAGGAUGACUCUGACAGUGAAGAAAAGCCGGCGGCGCAGAAGGACGACUCUGAUAGCGAGGAUAAGGAAGCUGAACAGCCCAAGGAAGCCUCUGACAGCGAGAAAGAGGCGGAGGCCAAAGAGGAUUCUGAUAGCGAUGGGAAGAAGAAGGAACAAUCAGAGGCCUCUGCGAGUGAGAAGCCACGGAAGAAAAAGAGGAGGAUCAAGAGCUCCUCCUCGGAGGCCAAACUCAGAAGAAGAAAGGAGCACAAGCGAAGUGGCAGCAAACGUAGACGCAGUCGCUCCAAGCGCCGCAACCGCAGUCGCUCCAAGCGCCGCAACCGCAGCGCGCGCAGCGACAGUGCGCCCCGCCGGCGGCGGCAUCGAUCCGCGAGCCGGGCCCGGCGCAACCGUUCGGAGGGGCGUCGCAGGGAGAAGAAGGAGAAGGAGCGUGCCAAGUCGGAGCGCAAGUCGCUGCGAGCGCCCAAACCGACGCGCGCCAAGUCCGAGAGCUCCAAGUCGGAGAAGGUGCCGGUCGGUUGGAGCGUCUCCCAGUUACGAGGCGCAAAAGGUUCAGCGCUCGCCUUCUCCUUCGAAAGAAGAAGAAGAAAAGAAGAAAAAGCUCGAAGAGGAGAAGGCAGCCAAGGAAGCUGA